Messenger RNA from Mauremys mutica (yellowpond turtle), 4598 nucleotides. RefSeq names its product serine active site containing 1 (gene SERAC1). The transcript is spliced from 17 exons. The record is from RefSeq and is a predicted model, not a curated record. Lineage: Eukaryota; Metazoa; Chordata; Testudines; Geoemydidae. The coding region runs from base 246 to 2213 and encodes 655 amino acids.
AGCUGCAAUGAGACGGGCCUGAGCAGAACGUGAAGGCUGAAGAGCAACUAGAAAAAAAGACUAAAACAAACAGCAAACAAAAAUGUGACGUGCCGCAGCGGUGGGAAGCCUGCCGGCCUGUCCGUGGGGCGGCUGGGUGGUCACGGUGCCGAAGGAGCACUCCGGGAAGACAAGGCUGCUGUGGAGAAGCGAAAUGCAGUUUUUGCAGUGGGCUCCGGGGGACGAUCUUGGCAAGUACAGGCCGAAUGUCGUUGGCUGCUUAUUGUGUAUUUUGCUGCAGAAGAAUAGGAACUUCUGGUCCAACCACAAAAAGUGAUCUGCCGUGGAAAGAUAUCAGAAAAAUUUCAAAAUUAACUGGAUCACUUAUUCUCGGAGGUUUUGUAUUUAUUACAUAUGAAGUUCUGGCCCUAAAGAAGUUACUGACACUCGAUACUCAAGCUGUACAGCAAGAGAAACUGAAGUCCUAUAUUUAUGUAAAUACAGUUUCUUUAGAUCCCAGUGAAUCUCAAGGACUCACAUACAAGGCAAGAAAAGAACUUCAUAAAAUAGUGAGGAAAAUACUAGAAACUGAAGCUAAAAUUCUCCGGAGACCUUUUGAUGAACAUUUCAGUAAGUUUGCAGAAGAUCAUGAACGUGCCUUGUGGGUCCUCUUGAAGAGAAGUCAAUCAGAAGACAGAAUCGUUCGACUGCAGGCGGUGCAGCAACUGGCAGAGAACAGUCACUGGCAUGAUUAUCAAUAUAGGACGGUUGCCCAAGCCUGUGAUCAGAGGACUGUGAUUGGUUUGGCCCGAUCCAAGGAUAUUGAUCUUCGGUUUUUUUUGCCACCACCUCCCUUACCAAAAGUAAAAGAUGAUUAUGCUAUAGAAGAUGAGCUCCGAUUGUUAUUGGUAUCUUUACCUCAGACUGACCUUGAGCAAUGUGUCCAGUACUUCACAUCUCUGGCUUUAAGAGAAAGCAGUCAGACUCUAGCUGCACAAAGGGGGGGCUUGUGGUGUUUUGGAGGAAAUGGGCUUCCUUAUUGCGAGACUUUGAGUAAAGUCCCUUCAGAGACAGUAGAACUCUUCUGUUUACAAGCUUUAGUGCAACAUUCCAAGGUUUCUACUCAUUGUGAUAAAAUUGAAGCAAAUGGAGGUCUGCAGCUACUACAGAGGAUAUACCAGCUUCGUAACGAUUCUGCGAAAAUACAAAGGAACAUAAUUCGCAUCAUUGGAAAUAUGGCUUUGGAUGAACGUCUUCAUUCAUCCAUCGUACGUGCAGGUUGGGUUUCCAUACUUGCUGAAGCAAUGAAGUCUCCUCAUGUCAUUCAGUCUUCACAUGCAUCCAGAGCCCUGGCUAAUCUGGACAGAGAGACAGUGCAGGAAAAGUAUCCAGAUGGCGUAUAUGUUUUACAUCCACAGUACCGUAGCAGUCAGCCCAUUAAAGCAGACGUCCUUUUUAUUCAUGGUCUUUUGGGAGCAGCAUUUAAAACCUGGCGACAACAAGACAUUAAUCAGCCUUUGGAUGUAAAGGCUUUCGAAGGGGAAGAGGUUUACAGUGAAUGCUGGCCAAAGACCUGGCUAGCCUCAGACUGUCCUUCGCUUAGAAUUGUAUCUGUGGAGUAUGACACCCACCUGAGUGAUUGGAAAACAAAGUGCCCUAUUGAGGACCACAGGAAAUCUAUUGCUUAUAGGAGCAAUGAGCUUCUUACCAAGCUUAGAGCUGCUGGUGUUGGAGACAGACCUCUGGUAUGGGUAUCACAUAGCAUGGGGGGUCUCCUAGUUAAAAAGAUGUUGGUGGAUGCUUCCAAGAACCCAGAAAUGGAUAAAAUUGUAAACAACACCCGAGGAAUCAUAUUUUAUAGUGUACCUCACCAUGGCUCCCAGCUGGCUGAAUACUCAAUGAAUGCUAGAUAUCUUCUCUUUCCUUCUGUGGAGGUUAAGGAACUCAGCACAGAUUCUCCUGCCCUUAAAGAACUGAAUGAUGAUUUUCUUUCAUUUGCCAAGGAUAAGAAAUUUCCAGUCUUGAGUUUUGCAGAAACCUUACCAACGCAUAUAGGUAGCAUGAUAAAACUUCAUGUGGUACCUGUGGACUCAGCCAAUUUAGGCAUAGGAGACCUCAUUCCAGUGGAGGUUAAUCAUCUGAAUAUUUGCAAGCCAAAGAAAAAAGAUACUUUUCUAUACCAAUGUACUGUAAAGUUUAUUCAAGAUGCUUUAGCAAGAGAACUGGGAAGUUGAGAUUUUACCAUCCUUGCUUGCUUCUCUCUCCCAUUUGGUGUAAUGCAACAAAGUCUUUCCACUAAAACUGUUGGCAGACCUCCAGAACUAUAGACACGAUAUUAAUAAUAAAAUCACCUGUCCAGGUGGCUUUGAAUAUAUCUUCUGCUUGGAAAUCUACAUUGUCUGUGUCUGAAAUGCAUUCAAAAUAUAUACAAACAACCAGAGCCCCAGAAAUCUGGUAAUAAAAGGUGAAAGUCUGAUGUGAUUCACUUUGACUUGUUGACUACAUGUAUGUAAUUCCUCUGAUGAUUUGACCAGUAAGCAAUGGGAAUGCAGUGGAGGAAAGGCUUCAGGUAUCCUGUAGCUACUCUUCUGGAGCAGCAUGGAUGGGCUAUGAAGGGUGUCCCAUGGUUCACUUCUUAGCCAAGAAAGAUUGCUGUGAUUGAGAUGAAUGUACAUAUAUGGUACACUUAGGACCAAAAACAAUAAACCCAAAUGAUAAUUAAUAACGUAGGGAAACAAAUGGCUGUCUAAAAGUACACAUCUGCUAUCCAUGUUUAGGAGUUUGAAACCUAUUAAGAACAUGUGAAUGAUUCAAGAUAUUGUUUUGAUUGAUGGACCAGUUUAUGCUGCUUGCCUUUCUGUUUAAUAGGCCCAGACAUUCUUCUAGUUUAAUUCACUUUUUACCAGUUGGCAUCAAUUGAUAACAAAUGCAGGAAACAGAGUGCUGUGUGAGAAAGAGAAGCAUCACCUAAUCUUUUGUUCUCUGGUAUGGUAUCCUAUGUAAAGGAGACAGUGGCAGUUUAAUUUAGUUUUAAGCAAAAAGAUAAAUACAUUCUUGUGCUGUUCCAUUUUAAUUCUGUCAGCGUUGGGCUUCAAGAUCAUAGAAGAAGAGCCCUGGUGUGAGAAAUUUUUUACCUAGUUCUCUGCUCUGUCAUACACAAGAUCUGGGUAGGGGACCUUUGUGCUGAUUUCUUGUUGCCUACUUUGGGAGUGCUGAAAAGGCAGGACACUUAACUCUUGGCGGGAGUGGUGCCUAUCGCUCAAUAGGAAGCUCUCAGCUGAUUUAAGAAUGGUGUUGAUGAGGCUCCAAUAGCGGGACACUUGUGUAGUCUGUCACAAGAAAGAUGGUGGCUAUGAUAUGAGGCUUUGGUAUUUGCAGGGGAGGGGGCAGGAGGCUAAGGCAGAAAACAUAAAGGAGUUCCCAGGGCUCCAUCAGGGCAUUUUAUAUUUGUGGGGGCCUAAGCUAACUUAUUGCUGUACAUGGAGGAAAAACAGCAACAGUUUCUUAAAUAAUUAUGUGGAGUGUUUCACUGUAUUAUUAUUAUUAUUAUUAUUAUUAUUUGCUAAGGCCCAGGAUGAUCUGGUUAACAGCAUUGAUAGAAAUAUUUUGUAGAACAAGGGUAGCAGUGUUCAGCCACCUUUCUUAAAGCCUUAAAUGAUUCCAAACCUAAUUAAGAGCAGCUUAGUUAUGGGCUUGAUUUAGCAAAGGACUAAUACUGAUCUAGUGGCCAAAAAAAGUUGACGUCCACAGCCAGAGAAUCCCUGAUAGACUAUCUGGCCCUCACUGUCACCCAAGCAAAUCACCUUAAUAGUCCUGGAUUUUCCUAGCUAGCCAUUUAUCAACUAAGGCCUUUGUUGAUGAUGAUAGGGGAACCACUGGAAACUGUUUCAGGACUUCUUUAAUGUGAUUGUACAACGAUGAUGGUAAAAAGCACAGUAAGAUGACAUGAAGCUCAGAAGUCCCACAGUAGCUUGUAUUGGUGGUGGUUUAGAAUACUGAGACCACCUCCACUAGUCCAACCCUAGAGCACUCUCAUGUAGGAUGACCAGUGCUGGGAAAUACAGAACCCAGAGCAGUACUGAAGGCCAGGCAUGCUUUCUUUUGGAUCAAACCACAUGUAAGAAUUUUGGCUGCCACUAUUUCAGACUGAAAAUAUAGUUUGGGACUAUAGUAAUUUUAAAAACAGUUUAUCCUACUUCUGCUGUGCUCAAAUAUAGGAGAACCCUGUUUAUCUAGGUGGAACAGGAUGUAUGGAAUUUAUCGGGAUACACAGGGUUUUGGAUAAGCUGAGAACUUUGCAUUGUACAACAUGCAAAUAGGGUGAUGCAAACCAUUUUUGAGUAAAAAGACAUUUUUUGGCUAACAGGGAGUCAGAUCAACCAGUGUCUUUUGUAAUGCCUUGUACAAUAAAUCUGUCUGUAUGAGCUACAGUGACUGGAAUUCUUGAACCAGCUUUCAAUUUUUUGCAACUAACAAAUGUAUUCAUGUGUAACUUUAAAUUAAUAUGUGGGUUAUGCAGUAACUUUGUCUUUGGGAGAUAGUAAUGAAAUGUGGUUUGUUUUUUCUUAAUUGUACUAUAUCUCUUGAAAAAAUAUAUUAAACUUGAAUAAUCUGCUAAA